Messenger RNA from Symbiodinium pilosum, 2793 nucleotides. NCBI's taxonomy places the organism in Eukaryota, Dinophyceae, Suessiales, Symbiodiniaceae. The record is from the annotation of a GenBank genome assembly.
AUGCCAGGAGGCUUUGGGACACACAGUUGCCAUCAGGACGGCUCAGACGUUGCUAUCAAGGCCAUAGACCUCAGCAUUCUGGUGGGCAAGGGAGAGUGUCCGGAGGAUGCUGGCUUCGAGGAUGAGGUGCAGCUGCUGAGCAAGUUCAGGCAUCCGCACCUUGUGACACUCCUGGGGUGGGGACAUCAGGGACUCGGGCGGUACCUGGUGUAUGAGUUUCUUUCUGGUGGGGACGUCUUUCAGAGGCUACACCAAUGCCAUUGCGGUCAACGCAGCUUCCCCUGGCAUGAGAGGCUAAGCGUUCUUCUGGAUGCUGCGAGCGGCUUGUCGCACAUGCACAAUGCCACGCCCAAGGCAUUCCACCGAGACAUCAAGUCAGCCAACAUCCUUCUAGACAGACAUGGCACUGCUAAGCUGGCGGAUUUUGGCCUGAGUUGUGUCAGCAAGCACGGCGCGACAAACAUCACGGUCAAGACAGUUGGCGGCACUCCGGGAUACAAAUGUCCUCUCUACGAGCGCUCGCGACGCUGCACCGAAUCAUCCGAGGUGUACUCCUUCGGCAUGGUCAUGCUGGAGGUGCUCACAGGCCUGGACCCUUCCGCAAAAGAUGCAUCAGCACCCCGAGGCAUCGUUUUUCCGAUUGCCCAGACUGUGGCUCCAAACACACCCGGCGCACUGCAGCGGCUCUUGAGGUCCGUGGACUCGACAGCAAGUUGGCCUCGGAACCUUUUCGAGGAACUUGCUCCGUUGGCCCUGCAGAGUGUCUGCUGCCCAGACGAGGAGAGGAGACCUACAUUCGUCGAACUUGUGCGGCUGCUGAAGUCGUCAGUCGAGCGCUUCCCCGGUGGGUGCUCUCUUGAGAGGGUGGAUGUCACCCAGGCAUCCGCUUGCUCGGAUAUCGAUGUCUCAGGAGGCGCAGUUGCGCGUGCUCAGAGUGCAACACAGGCAUGUCCUCUGCGAAAGCCGUCAUCGCGAUGUAGGCUGCGUCCAGGAUGUGCGGCACCGAAUACAAAGCAACCGUCACCCGACGAGAUUCACCGGAGCGUCAGCAAGGCUAGUGCCAGAGACCCUGCAGCCUCCUUUGUGCUUGAACUCUUGGAGUCUGUUGGAUGCCAUCCGGAGGAACUGCCUGUCGAUCAGCGAUGGUUUGCAUUGAGCCCGGAUGAUGAAGGCCACUUGUCGGCUGGCGUGGGAAGACACCUGCAGGGUCGUCUUUUCGAAGCAUGGCUACCAAACCCGCAGCGAGCCUGCAUCUCGCGCAUAGCUUUGGAGAUUUCUUGGUCGAUCGAGUCUGCAGAUACUGCGGUCUUGACCUCACGAGGGACCAACCCCUUGCUUGUGGAUGGCAAACUGGUUUCCCGAGGUCAAACGGCAAGCUUGAGAAUUGGUUCAGAAAUAGCUUUCAAGUACGAGAUGCACGUCCUGCUGCUGUUCCGAUUUACGGCGCUCGAAGAUUCUCUCCUAACUCCUCAGUGGUCGGAAAAGUGGUCGGUACAGCUGACAGAAGAAGAGUUGAGAUUAGCCCAGCGCGGAGGUGCCACGGCGCUAUCAGGCGCACAUGGACUUGCAGAUGCUGUGGUGAGGCUGAACAGCGCCACCGGCGAAGCCUCACAGUUUGGUGCAGUCACUAUCUCUUCGGGCUCCACCCAUCAUCUGCUCUACCGCAAGAAACAGAAGGAGGCCACACUGGCACAAUGUGGCCUUGGAAACGGCUCCUGCAAAAAUACGGCGGUCCAGAAUGUGCCGGCGUGGACUUUUGCCGUGGAAGCCGGGCUGCCCGAGGCAUCUAUUCCUGAAGACAGCGCUCUUCUUCUAAGCUGCAUACAAGCAGAGGUCCUCAACACAGUGCAAUUGACCGACCUGCCCAGUUCCCUGCGAGAAGUGCGCUUGCAGCAUGGGCGCAAUUUCGUGGGACGUCAUUACCAGCAGCAUUUGUUCGAGGCCCUGCUUCGUCCGCUCGAGCGAUUGAACGUUUCGGGCUGCCACCUUUGCCUGGAUGUGUCGGAGCACUCUGCGCUGGUAACCAACCUCAGCUCAACCCUUGAAUUUUUUGUCGAGAAGGAGCAUGUGCCCAAAGAUCGGAGUGCUCAGCUUCAAGACGGGCAGGUGCUGAGCUUUGCCAAGAGGAAUGGCGCUGAGUUUUCCCGGCUCCUGGAUUUCCAGGUGAAGGGGCGAGCCACUGCGCGAUACAACUCCAGGCUUGGCUCCGUCGCCGCUGACGGAGCUGCUGAGUCCACAGCAGACCACGCCUGGCACGCAGACGGCUCAUCGCAGCCUACCGCGAGGCUCUCUUCACAAGGACUGUCCACUGGCAAGAUGCUGGAGGGAGAGGCUGGCAAGGCGCAUUGUGGCGAAGUAUUUGCAGAGGAUCCUGGAGCCAGCACAUCUCCAGCAGUGAUCCUUGAGCUGAGCGGCGCAGGGACAAAGGACUUGCCGGUUGAGAAGAGGCGACUGGGGCCGAUGACGUUGAGGAAGGGGCCCUGGAUCAUGGGCCGCCGCCAUCAGCGUGAGUUUCUGCAGACCGUCGUGAAGGAGGAAUGCAUCGAUUUCGUAAGUCGCGACCACUUCGCAAUUGCUUUUGAAGAUGAUGCAUUCUUUCUCCUGGCCCUGUCGCAAAACCGGAUCUGGUUGGACAGCAGCAAGACACUGAGCACCAGGAGUCUCCAGCGCGACGAAAUGCAGCAGUUACGGCCCGGCGACCACAUCCUUCUUGGUACCAGUGAGGCGGGAACCGCAGACUCGCUGAGGUUGUGCUGGCGCUUCAAACUUGCAGAGCCUGAAUCCAUUUCCUGA